AUGACUGCCAAGCCGCUGAAAACACAGGAAGAUGGGGGAUCAUCACCCAUUCCCAACUCUGUUGAGCUUGAAGUUUUCAGUCAUGAGUCCUACGGACCUGGCUUUUCCCACAGAUUUACUACGGAUGUGGCUCAUUCAAGUAUGUGGAAAACAGUCUCGUGUGAUAAGGUGACUAAGUUGUGGAAGAAAAGAUGCAUUGUUGUAAGUGCUUCACUUGCCAUUCUAUUUGUGGUCAUUUGCACAGCAUUUGCAGUGAUAGUGACACUAAAGACUCCAGAAACAAAUCCGUGUUUGGGGAUUGAAACUAAAGAGAAGUGUUUCAAUUUAUAUGGUGAAACCAAAAACUGGACAGCCAGCAAAGAGUUUUGCCAUUCAAAAGGUUCAGAGCUUGCUCAUAUUGAUACUAAAGAGGAAAUGGAACUUCUGAAGAAUCAUACAGGAACUGCUAUGCACUGGAUUGGCCUGAGCAGAGAAGAAGGCGGGCCUUGGAAAUGGACCAAUGGCACCACAUUCAAUGAUUUGUUUGAAAUUAGGGGAAAUGGAUUGUUUGCUUUUCUGAAUGCUGACGGAGUGCAGAGUUCCAUGGGCCAUCUUGAUCUACUGUGGAUUUGCAGCAAAUCUAAAAUGUAA
Messenger RNA from Sorex araneus (European shrew), 630 nucleotides. Its product is annotated as C-type lectin domain family 2 member A-like. NCBI's taxonomy places the organism in Eukaryota, Metazoa, Chordata, Mammalia, Eulipotyphla, Soricidae. The record is from RefSeq and is a predicted model, not a curated record. Bases 1 to 630 code for a protein of 209 amino acids. The transcript has 4 exons.